This is a messenger RNA of Striga asiatica, 1933 nucleotides long. Lineage: Eukaryota; Viridiplantae; Streptophyta; Magnoliopsida; Lamiales; Orobanchaceae. The record is from the annotation of a GenBank genome assembly.
CCUGCACGCUUCUCCAUGCAACCCCACCCCACCCACAUAUAUACGACAUUUAAACCCAAUUUAUCUCUCAGUUAGAGUUCCAUCGGCGUUUUCUUCUCUGAUUUGAGCGAGAUGGAUCCUUGCCCUUUCGUGCGUAUUGCCAUCGGAAACCUCGCCCUGAGGUUUUCCGAGGGAGCUCACCUGGGUUCCUUGUCGUAUUACUGUAGGUUCAAGCUCAAGGGCUUCCCCGCCCAAUUUUCCGACGUCCCCUUUAUUGGCACGGGGAGCGACGCCGUCGAGAGCAGGAUUCACGCCUGCUUCGCCUUGAAGAGGUCUGAAUUGGAGAAAUUGGCGGAAAAAUCGUGCAAAUUCUGUAGCCUGAGAGUGGAAGUCCGCCGGCGGAGCGGCGGCGGCGGUGGGUUUUGCGGGUUCGGCUUUGGCGGCGGAGGAGGUGGCAAGCUACUGGGCUGUGUUGUGAUGCAGUUGGAUUUAAAGAGUAUUUUGGAGAAUUUGCGGAGUAAUUGUAGUCGGGCGUGCGUGGUUCAGAAUGGGUGGGUUUCAGUCGGUGGGGCGGAUGCGAAGUUGCACAUGAACGUCCGGGCCGAUCCCGACCCGAGAUUUGUUUUCCGGUUUGACGGGGAGCCGGAGUGCAGCCCCCAGGUUUUUCAGGUGAAUGGGAAUGUGAAGCAGCCGGUUUUCACCUGCAAGUUCGGGUUCAGGAAUUCUGGAGAUAGGGUUUUGAGAUCCAGAUCCGCCAUAUCGGAACCGAGCACCUCAUCAUCCAGCUGCUUCACCCCCGCGCUAUCAAAAUCAAAAUCGAUCGAUCAACGGUCCACAAGAGAACGCAAAGGCUGGUCCAUCACGAUCCACGACCUUCAAGGCUCCCCUGUAGCAGCCGCUUCUAUGGUCACCCCUUUCGUCCCAUCUCCAGGCUCAAACCAGGUGAGCCGCUCCAGCCCAGGCGCCUGGCUCAUCCUCCGACCCGGCCAAGCCACCUGGCGCCCCUGGGGCCGUCUCGAGGCAUGGCGAGACGGGCCGCGCCUCGGUUACCGUUUCCACCUCGUCCCUGAUGGAGGCGGUGUCGACACAAUCCCGCUCGCCAGCUCGACAGUCGACGCGAAAUCCGGCGGGAAGCUGAGCAUCGAUGUCACGACGGGUCACACGCCGCUGGCGAGCCCUAAUAGUAGCUUUGAUUUUGGGUCGGGUUCAGGUUCAGGUUCGGGGUCUGGUUCGGAUUCUGGGUCUGGGUCGUGGGCUCAUCUUUUGUAUCGGGGGUUUGUGAUGUCAUCGACUGUGGGAAGGGAGGGAGGGCCGGAGGUGGAGGUUGGGGCCCCACACGUGACGUGUGCGGAGGAUGCGGCUGUUUUUGUGGCGCUGGCGGCAGCUAUGGAUUUGAGUGUGGAUGCGUGCAGGUCGUUUUCGGAGAGGCUGAGGAAGGAGCUGAGGCAGUCGGAUCCUGAAUAGUUUUGUUUUUUUUGGUCCGGGUCGGGUUGUUGGAAUUUUGGAUUUUGGUUUGGGUUUGGAUUGUUUUUUUUAUUUUUGUUUGAGUGUACAGUCAUUGACAGCUAUUUUAAGUAUUGGAUGAUUUUUUUCGUUUCUUUCUUUGUUGGGGGUGGAAAUGGAAUAAUAAAUUUUUUAUUGGUUUUCACUGGGAAUCCUAUGAUGCGUGCGGUUGGGUGGGAAAGAGAGAAAAAAUAAUGGAUUAUGGGCUGGCAUGGACAAGGACGGGGGGGUGAUUGUGGUGUUAGAACUGUACAUUUACACAUUAUUUUUGUCAAAGUUUGGGGAACUUAAUCUUCAACAGUUUGUGCCUAUCUGGAAAUGGAAUCUAGUUUAAAUGUAUGUGGAUGUUUGUGGCAAAAGAUGAGUUUGGUGUCAUGUAUGUGGGGCCCACUCACCGAAUCAACACACAACUAAGUGUGUGUAGUUGUGUACGACCCAACCUGAAUUCGGG